Messenger RNA from Lizanozyma spartinae, 4377 nucleotides. RefSeq names its product Iml1p (gene IML1). Gene Ontology annotation, molecular function: GTPase activator activity. Gene Ontology annotation, cellular component: GATOR1 complex. Bases 1 to 4377 code for a protein of 1458 amino acids. Gene Ontology annotation, biological process: intracellular signal transduction; positive regulation of autophagy; negative regulation of TORC1 signaling. NCBI's taxonomy places the organism in Eukaryota, Fungi, Ascomycota, Pichiomycetes, Serinales, Debaryomycetaceae. The record is from RefSeq and is a predicted model, not a curated record. The transcript is spliced from 2 exons.
AUGAGAAGUGUCAGAAUGUACGAAUCUGGAGGCACCGGUCCUGUAUCCCGUACGGUUGCCAAAAAUGAGUUGCGGGCAGCUCAAACCACCACCAUGUCGACCUCUCAUCAUCGACCUUUACUUCCUCGUAACAUUGGUACCACCCUUAUCCAAUCGCCGCCUCCACGACAUCAACCGUCCGAGAACGAAGAUGUACCCCCAUUGGAGUACGCUGAGUGCGAACCUAUAAACCUCACCGUAUGGUUCCAUGAACUCCGUACCUCAGAAGAAGACGUGUUAGUGGACCUAUCGUUCCUUCCGGGUGCUCGCAUUGGCGACUUGUAUGAGUUGGAAUACGUGCCGAAGCACUCUGGGUCGUCUAUACGGAAGCUUGUGUUUAAAAUUACACCCAACAGUGUUGUAUCCAACUCGCGGUUCCAGAUAUCGUUGCUUUCCACGCCGCUUCAGAAGGCGUUGGACAUUUCGGCUAGAAGUACUGUCCGAGUUACGAAGAUCGCCGAACAGGAGUCAAUAGUUUUAGACUCCAUUGAGAUCAUCAUUAAAGACAUCAACUUGUCCCGAGAUGCUAUGUGGAAUUUCUCUAGUAAGUUGAUAGGUACCUGUUGCUAUUUGGAGAAGAGAUUAACGUUCUUAACCAAUCGGUCCGGGCUAGCGAAGUACCUUUUCAAGAACGGGAAACGGGUGUUCUCGGGCUAUAUACUGGAGGAUACUAAGAUUGUGUUCCGCAGUGAGAGUGCCAAAGUGUUUAUGAUGAUUCAGCUCUCGGAGGAAAUGUGGAAUUUUGAAGAAACAGGAGAAAUCAUCUUCCAUAAGCUUGUUAAUAGUUUGUUCCCGAGGAUUUUCAAGCUUUGGAGGGAUAAAAACACCCACCAUUCGAUUUCAAUCAUCUUAUUCACCAGCAUAGACUUGACUCAUAUCCCGUUGUUAAGCUUUGGAAUGGGGGAGAGACCCAAAGAUCGCCGAGACUUCUUCAGAGUGGUGGUGGACCAAGUCAGUACGUUCCAUUGGGAUAAAAUCAUGCAUAACUUACGGCUAGAGUUUGCCAACUUCAAACGAGACGUUAUGAUGGCACGGAAGGCCAAUAAGUAUGAAAUAGAGGGCAGUCUAUUGCCAGCAUCAAAGGGGAAUAUAUUGGAGGCUGUGAACCUUGCAUUAUCCACUGUUGUUGAUCGGUUUAGAACCACGGAUUUGAAGCAUUCUUUAAACCAUUUUGUUGUCAUUAGUCCUGGUACUGGGAUAUUUGAUGUUGACUAUGACUUGUUCAAAGAUACUUCAAAACGUCUCCAGAACUGUGAUUCUACCCUUGACUUUGUCUGUUUAAGUCAACCUCCAUUGCACACAGUCCCUUUGUUCCGGUACAAGCAGAAUGGGUCUGUGAAGUACGCUGUUCCCAAUUGGUGUGACAUUUCGUACUAUAAAAGACUGAAGAAAACGUCUCAAUGGAUCCCCAGAUGUAAGAUCUACGAGUUGCAGAUGAUGGGCAUUAUGGAGAUCGACAAGAACCAGAUCCAAAUCGAUCGGUUCAGACUCCCAGCCAAUGCCAAGUCAGUCGAAGACGUAAUGGAGAAAUAUGAUAAGGAUAUAUUCCGAAGUUCAUUUGAUUCCAAACGACUUAAAAGAAGGGAGUCGAAGCUUAGUCAAAAUGGUGGUGGAAGACGGUUUAUUGAUCCUGAUUUACUGCUACCAAAUAAUCGUACUAGCAGUCUGUCUCAGAUUCCUUCGACAUCAUUAUUGUUUAUUGGCAAGGCCAAUACUAAGCUGGGAGUUACAGACGUUAAACCGGCUGUUGCUGUUCUAGAAACUGUUUCCAAUAAUGCUUCAGUCUUGGGUACUGUUACCAAGAAAUCGGUUUUAGAAGCCUCUGCACUUUCGUCCUUAUAUCUGCUCAAUAAGAACAUUGAAGAUAAGACUUUAGUGUCGAAGAAAGAUAAUUUUUUGGCUGAAAUACUUGCACCAGUGAUGUCUACAAUCUCCGAACAGUCAAGAGGAGAAGGUACUGCUACUGCUGCUACUACUGCGGCUGUUACGCUCACUCCCCGUCAAUCGAUGAAGGACGCAAGGCCCAAAUCACUCUCUUCCAAGCCUAAAAGAGACGAACGAGUUAGAGUUCGGAAAGCCAGAAUGGCCAAACGGAAGUUACAACGGAAAUUGGACCAAGCCGACCCAACAGCUAAACUCUGGGACGUUUUAGAUAACCCUUCACGGUCAAUUGAAACUGGGUUGGUGUCAACUAUUGCAUCAAGUAAAUGGGGAGAUGCUUUACCUCCGAAUACAAAGAGAAAGCUAGUGAAAUGGAGAUCUUUCCAAUCUCCAGCGGCAUUACCAGUGACUACAAGCUUGUUCCCAGCUUUGGAGCAGUUGGAUAACGAUUACAUGGUUCAAAACUAUUCUGUGAUGUUGAACAGUGAAAACUAUCUUGAAUUGACGUCUUCCGUCGAUUUAUUCCGGGAAAUGAUUCAACUAAGGAUCUUAUUAGGGUUCCAGAUCUGCUAUGGGAAAGCAGUGGAGACAUUGGAAAGUGAAAAGUAUGCUUCGGGUAAUAAGGUUGAUAAUUUGAUGAAGUAUUUCCCUGAAAACCGGGAAAAGGUUUAUGGGGGGAAGAUUUAUAUGCUUCUUGACGACGAAAUCCAUAGACUUUAUUGUGAUUAUGAAGGACUGAUCUCCAUUCAAUUAUACAGACGAGUUCCCAAGAAAGAAGCUAAGGAAAUCACUUUAGGAAAGAAACAAUUUAGAGGUAAUUAUCCUCAUUUGAUCCGAACUCGGUAUGUGGAUGAAUAUUUACCGCAGAAUCUUGAUUUCAGUCAUCUUCAGUUUAAAAAGUAUAAUUGGAAUCAAUUUGAUCAGUAUUUAGCGGGAUAUGAAGACUCCAUGUCUGACGAGAACAAGAGCUUCCACCACAUGAAGUUUGUGGUGAUGCCCGCGGAAAUCCCAAAGAAUGCCUAUUUCAUUAACAAUGAGAAGCUUACGGAUGAGGAGAUCCGAGUGGAGGGACUUCGGAAGUUGAUUGGAGCCAUUGAAAAGGGGAAAUAUUCCAGAUCUUCAUCAUCCAAGAGAAAGAAGAAGGAGGAAAUAUACCCUGAAAUUGAGUUCUAUACGGGCAAUUUAUACGAAUACUUACUGGAACAAACCAAAGUCUCACAGCUGAGUGGGCUUCGAACGGCCCUUAUGAUGAACGAGAAGGUCCGUUUUUCUAAGAGCAUCAAGCUUUCCAUUUUGGCUCAAGAACUUCAAGAUACAGAGGGGGGGUUGACCUUAGUGGAUAGGACCUGGCACUUUAAAACACAUUUGCAUUGUUUCUUAGGCAGUGAGUUUGUCUCUUGGUUGAUAGAGAACUUUGAAGACAUUGAUAACAGAGACGAAGCUGCCCAAUACGGUCAAUCAUUGAUGAAGAAAGGACUCUUCAAGCAUGUGGACAACAGACACGGGUUAUUGGAUGGCUAUUACUUUUACGAAUUUGAGGAAGAGUAUUUUGACAAGAAGAGAUACGAACAGCUGAAGGCUCUCAGUAGAUCCGCUUUAUGGUUUCAGUCUCUACGGAAACAAGAUGGAGGAGGAUCCAAACCCGACUCUAAGGCAGGCUCUUUGAUUGAAACUACAUCUGAUUUGGACACAGACGGCGACUCAAAGAAACCGGCAAUUGCAAAGUUCACUAUUAGUAGGAAGAUCAAAUACGACAUGGACCCUUUAAAGAAGUCGUUCCGACCAGAAGUGGUCACCAUCCACUACGACCGAGUCCAUAACACUGAGCACUGUUACCAUGUCAGAUUGGAAUGGCUCAACACGAAUAAGAAGUUCAUUGAUGAUGCCAUCAACGGGUGGUCUCGGUUGUGUGAACGACACGGCUUGAAAUUGGUCGAGACUCCGUGGAAGGAAUUGUGCACCAUUUCCCAAUACAACCCUUUUCAUUCGUUUGUGGAGAUUUAUCUUUCAUUGGACCCCUGGAAGGACGCUGAGUUUCUGGACUCAAAGUUCUUAGUGGAGAACAGAUUUUUCUACCACUUGUACUUGUUGAAACAGUGCAACUUCUUAUUGGACAAUCGAGCAGCCGUGUUCUUCCAACGAGACGACAUUAAAAUUGAGUACAGUUGGGGUCAGCCUACGUUCAAAUAUGCUCAAUUCAUUCACAAGUCCGGGAGUUAUAUAGUGGAGCUCCGUCACGACGGGUCCUUCUUCCUUGCUCCCAAUAACUUACAUUUGGUCCGGUUAAGAUCAGGUUCUAGUGGGAUCAAUGACAUUGACAAGAGCAUGUUUGUUGAUUCUCAACGGAUCAUGCUUCUCUUCAGAGCUUCGUGUCGAAACGAUGAUUAUCUCCGUAAUCUUUUCAGACAAGCAAAGGUCCUGUGGCAGAAGGAAUAUGACGACAUCAUUCCAAACUAA